CCCCGACUUCGGGACCGGGGGGCGGGGCGGGUGUCUGCAGCGUCCUCUGGAGGUCUCAGACCCCUUGCGCAGACUCUGCGCGUGCCCAGAGGGAGGGAUGGCAGGCUUCAGCCACUUCUCUCAGCCGCCCUACCGGGACCUCUGGGAACCCCCGCGGCCCGGCGGAGAGCGAGAGUCCACGCAGCGGCUGGGCGGGCAGAGGUCCGGAGCCGACUCCCCCGCGUGCUCCCGGGCCGAGACUCCGGGUGCGGAGAGCGAAGCUGGGGCGUGCUGGCUGCACCCGCACUGUUCGUUCACGCCGCGGCCUCGCAGGCGCGGGUGCUCAGACUCACCGCGGGGCAGCCGAAGCCUGAGCGAUGUGGUCCGCAGGCCUCUGGACCGCUCCAGGAAGCACGGGCUCCGCAGCAGGUGCCUGGAAGAUGCCUGGGGAGAGACAGGAACCAAGCCCCGCCCGGCUUGGCAGCCGCAGACCCAGCUGCCACCCCAGCGGCCGCAGCCCUGCCCGCAGCCCUGCCCGCAUUACCCACUGGCCCAGGGAGACUCGCCCCCGCCUUACUCCGGAGGAGCUGGCACACCCCUGAGUGGCACAUUCAGGGUAGAAAAGGCACAGGGUGGAGACCAGUGGGCAGUGCCGAUCGGCAGACAUCUAGGUCGCUGGUCCGCUUCCUCAGUUCCCUCGGAGCGGUCUUCUGUGCCCUCCCAAAAGUUCAGGAGGCACUCAGCCUGCGUGUGCGCCCAGAAGAGAGACAGCAGCGACCAGGUUGAGUCAUUAGCAAGCCGGGACUCCCAGCCCUCGGCCUCUAGCAAAGAGAUGCGGAGCCCCCACACCCAGGUCCUGAAGAGCAAGCUGGAAGAGGCAGUGGUGUCCUCCCAGGACCAGCAGAUUGUGGCCCUCGUGUUGACCCGUCUCAAGAAGGCCCAGAGGAUGCGGGAGCUGCAGCAACAGGCGGCUGAGGCCUGGGAGGAGUUGAAGCGCUCGGAUCAGAAGGUCCAGAUGACCUUGGAGCGGGAACGCCGGCUGCUGCUGCAGCAGAGCCAGGAGCAGUGGCAGGAGAAGGAGCAGCGCAAGACCCUCCAAAGCCCUGAGCAGCGCUGCCGGCGGCGGGACAGCCAGAGGAAGAACGUAACCCCGGGGGAAAGCCGGUGGAAGGAACAAACUGAGGACCAGGAGAGCCCACGCCAGGAGAAACUGGAGAAGGCGCGCGCCCAGGCAGAGCACCGAAAGCAGUGCCAGGUGCGGCGCCUGCGGGAGCAGGAGAAGAUGCAACGGAACCUCCAGGAGCAACACACCCUGCAGCUACAGAGGAGGCUGGUGGAGGCCUGUCGCAAGAGGCAUCUGCAUGCCGUGGAGGGACAGAAGAAGGUCCAGGACACCAACCUGAGCUCUCUCAUCAAUUACCAGGCCCGGAAGGUCCUCAUGGACUGCCAGGCCAAGGCUGAGGAGCUCCUUAGGCAGCUGUCCCUGGAACAAAGUUUCCAGCGGUCCCAAGAGAUACACCAGGGCCUGAUGAAGGAGCGGCACCGCGAGCUGAGGGAGAAGGCCCAGAAGGAGGAAGAGCAGUUGCAGCAAGCCAGGUGGCGUGCAGGGGAGUCAGAGGAGCAGAGGAAGAUGCGCAAAAGGAUUCUGGUGGAGCUGGCAGAUGAGAAGAUCCGACAGGCCAGGAAUCACGUGCACAAGACCACGAGGGACAAGGUGCAGCACCUCCGGGAGCUCAACCACCUGAGGGAGAAAAACCACCACAUCCUGAAACUGAAAGCCGAGAAGGAGGAAAAGUGCCACAUUGAGGGCAUCAAGGAGGCCAUUAAGAAAAAGGAGCAGAGGGUGCGGCACAUUACCCAAGGGAAAGACCCAAACUUCCAGGAGUUCCAGAAGCUCCCUCAGGCCUCCAGGAGAGAGGAGAGAGCGCCUCCCAACAGCUCCCUUGAUCAGAUAGUACUAGAGGCCCAGCUCCAUGCCUGUCAGCAGAACAGGGAUUACUGAGAACCAAGGACGCCUGGCUUACAGCGCCAGCCAGAAGGAGAUGUGGCAAUGUGAUUCCUUUUGUAAUCUGAUUAUAAUUGAACAUUGAUUUUAAAAAAGCAUAUAAAAUAGCUGCAAUUUCC
Mandrillus leucophaeus (drill) is the source of this 2103-nucleotide messenger RNA. It is a transcript of the gene CCDC185, whose product is annotated as coiled-coil domain containing 185. Bases 98 to 1981 code for a protein of 627 amino acids. The transcript has a single exon. The record is from RefSeq and is a predicted model, not a curated record. Lineage: Eukaryota; Metazoa; Chordata; Mammalia; Primates; Cercopithecidae.